ACCAACAAUUGAGGUGAGAUAUGAGAAUCUCAACAUUGAUGCCCAUGCAUAUAGUGCAAAGAGAUCUCUUCCUACUUUUAUCAACUUCAACGCCAACAUAAUAGAGGGGUUUUUGAAUUUCCUUCACAUACUUCCUAGCCAAAAGAAGCCCUUUACCAUUUUGAAAGAUGUUAGUGGGGUCAUCAAGCCAAGUAGGAUGACUCUACUUUUAGGCCCUCCAAGCUCUGGGAAAACAACCCUUUUGCUUGCUUUGGCUGGAAAGCUUGAUCAAUCACUACAAGUGUCGGGCAAGGUGACUUAUAACGGACACGGGAUGGACGAGUUCAUCCCACAGAAAACAGCAGCAUACAUAAGCCAACAUGAUCUGCAUAUUGGAGAAAUGACCGUUAGAGAAACCUUAGCUUUUUCCGCCAGAUGCCAAGGAGUUGGCUCACGCUACGAGAUGCUGGCUGAAUUAUCAAGAAGAGAGAAAGCAGCCAACAUUAAACCAGAUCCUGAUAUUGAUAUCUACAUGAAGGCAACAGCAACGGAAGGAGACGCAGCAAAUGUCAUCACUGAUUACGUACUCAAAGUCCUCGGACUCGACAUCUGCGCCGACACACUGGUCGGCGACGAAAUGGUCCGAGGAAUCUCCGGAGGGCAGAAAAAGCGCGUGACGACCGGAGAAAUGCUCGUGGGGCCCGCGCGGGCUCUUUUCAUGGACGAGAUCUCGACCGGCCUCGACAGCUCGACCACCUUCCAAAUCGUGAACAUGCUCCGGCAGCAAGUCCACAUCAUGAAGGGCACCGCCUUCAUCUCCCUCCUCCAGCCGGCUCCCGAAACCUACGCCCUCUUCGACGACAUCGUCCUCCUGUCCGACGGCCAGGUCGUCUACCAAGGCCCCCGCGACGAAGUCCUCGGAUUCUUCGAAUCCAUGGGCUUCAAAUGCCCCGAGAGAAAAGGGGUCGCCGAUUUCUUACAAGAGGUCACCUCCAAAAAGGACCAGCAACAAUACUGGGCCCGCCGCGACCAGCCUUACCGCUACAUUCCGGUUAAGGAGUUCGCGGCGGCGUUCAAGUCCUCUGCCAGCGGCCAGAGAGUCUCCCAGGAGCUCGCUGUCCCGUUCGACAGAAGCAAGAGCCAUCCCGCCGCCUUGACUACGGAGAAGUACGGCUUGGGGAGUAAGGAGAUGUUGAAGGCAUGCACUGAUAGAGAGUAUUUGUUGAUGAAGAGGAACUCCUUUGUUUACUUCUUCAAGUUGUUCCAAAUAACCAUCAUUUCACUUGUUGCCUUGGCGGUUUUCUUCCGGACUGAGAUGAGUAAAGAUGAUGUGGCAGAUGGUGGCGUCUACACCGGCGCGCUCUUUUUCACCGUUAUAAUGGUUAUGUUUAACGGGAUGUCGGAGCUGGCGAUGACGAUUUACAAGCUCCCUGUUUUUUACAAGCAGAGGGACAUGUUUUUCUUCCCGCCGUGGGCCUAUGCUAUUCCAUCGUGGGUGUUGAAGAUUCCGAUCACCUUUGUUGAAGUCGGUAUAUGGGUUUUUCUGACCUACUAUGUCAUCGGAUUUGAUCCGAAUGUGUCAAGGUUUCUCAAGCAGUAUUUGUUGUUGUUGGUUGUGCAUCAAGCGGCAUCCGCGCUGUUCAGAUUCAUUGGAGCUGCAGGGAGGAACAUGAUUGUUGCAAACACGUUUGGUUUGUUUGCGUUGCUUUUGCUCUUUGCAUUGGGUGGAUUUGUGUUGUCGCGAGAGGAUGUGAAGUCAUGGUGGAUAUGGGGAUACUAUGCCUCACCCUUGAUGUACUUCCAGAAUGCUAUUAUGGUCAAUGAGUUCACAGGACACAGCUGGAGUAGAAUGGUAAACGGUACAAAAUUAGGAGUUAUUCUCAUGGAAAGCCGGGGAUUCUACCCGCAAACGUAUUGGUAUUGGAUCGGAGUAGGGGCUUCCGUUGGAUUCAUAUGGCUAUUCAACAUUCUUUACCUUGCUUCACUUACUUAUCUCAAUGCAUUCGACAAGCCUCAAGCUGUCUUACCCGAACCAGAAGAUGAAGGUGUCGCCGUUGGCUCCUCAUCCAUAGGAGGAGACGUUGUUGCGACUGGAAACAGCAACAGAGGAAUGGUGCUCCCAUUUGAGCCACAUUCCAUCACAUUUGAUGAUAUUAGAUACUCAGUUGACAUGCCACCUGAAAUGAAAGCCCAAGGAGCCACUGAAGAUAGAUUGGAAUUGUUGAAGGGUGUAAGUGGAGCUUUUAGGCCUGGUGUUCUCACAGCUUUGAUGGGAGUUAGUGGAGCCGGUAAAACCACACUUAUGGACGUGUUGGCUGGAAGGAAAACGGGUGGCUACAUUGAUGGGGAGAUCACAAUCUCCGGGUAUCCAAAGAACCAAGCAACAUUCGCUCGGAUUUCUGGAUACUGUGAGCAGAACGACAUCCACUCUCCGAAUGUCACUGUGUACGAGUCCCUUGUCUACUCAGCGUGGUUACGUCUGCCCAAAGAAGUGGAGUCUGAGACUAGAAAGAUGUUCAUUGAGGAGGUGAUGGAACUUGUAGAGCUAACCAGUUUGAGAGGGGCAUUAGUAGGAUUGCCAGGGGUCAACGGCCUCUCAACCGAGCAACGAAAGAGGCUAACAAUUGCAGUUGAGCUUGUGGCGAACCCUUCAAUCAUAUUCAUGGAUGAGCCGACUUCAGGGCUUGACGCAAGAGCUGCUGCAAUUGUGAUGAGAACUGUUAGGAACACUGUCAACACCGGAAGAACUGUGGUCUGCACGAUCCAUCAGCCUAGCAUCGACAUCUUUGAAGCAUUCGAUGAGCUAUUCCUGAUGAAACGAGGAGGAGAAGAAAUCUACGUGGGACCUCUAGGACGCCAAUCAACCCAUCUAAUCAAAUACUUCGAAUCAGUUGAAGGAGUAUCGAAGAUCAAAGAUGGCUACAACCCGGCUACAUGGAUGCUCGAAGCCACCACAUCAGCACAAGAGCUAUUGCUGGGAGUAGACUUUGUUGAUCACUACAAGAAAUCAGACUUAUACCAGAGGAACAAAGCAUUGAUCAAGGAACUAAACGUCCCACGCCCUGGCACGAAAGAUUUAUACUUCCCCACACAAUACUCUCAAUCAUUCCUCACACAAUGCAUUGCUUGCCUGUGGAAACAACACUGGUCUUACUGGAGGAAUCCUCCUUACACGGCCGUGAGAUUCCUAUUCACGACGUUCAUUGCCCUCAUCUUCGGGACCAUGUUCUGGGACCUCGGCUCUAAAUGGAAGACGCAACAAGAUCUCUUGAACGCAAUGGGCUCAAUGUAUGCUUCCAUCAACUUCUUGGGAUUCCAAUAUGGUUCAACGGUCCAGCCCGUGGUGGCUAUUGAGAGAACCGUGUUUUACAGAGAGAGAGCAGCCGGAAUGUACUCGGCCUUACCCUAUGCAUUCUCACAAUUUCUGAUUGAGAUCCCUUACGUCUUGGUCCAAUCCGUCGUCUACGGCCUCAUCGUCUACUCAAUGAUGGGAUUCGACUGGACCGGCGAGAAAUUCUUCUGGUUCCUGUUCUUCUUCUUCUUCUCGCUGCUCUACUUCGUCCUCUACGGCAUGAUGACCGUCGCCGUCACUCCCAACCACAACGUCGCCGCCAUCAUCUCGUCCUUCUUCUACGGAAUCUGGAAUCUCUUCUCAGGAUUCGUCAUCCCUCGUCCGAGGAUGCCAAUAUGGGUGAGAUGGUACUACUGGGCAACGCCAAUGGCGUACACAUUGUACGGCAUGAUUGUGACACAGUUCGGAGAGAUUGAGGAUUUCAUGUCCGACCAGCCGGACACGACGGUGAAACAGUUCUUGAAAGACUACUUCGGUUUCGAGAGGAGCCAGCUGGGAUUGGUGGCAGGGGUGCUUCUCGGAUUCGUAGCUCUUUUCACUUUCAUCUUCGCCUUCUCCAUCCGGACCUUCAACUUCCAGAGAAGAUGAUGAAGACCAUUUCUCAUCCAUUUAUUUUCAUUUUUGCCAAAUUGUAUUAGUGUGUACUAUAUCAGAUGAUGAAAACCAUUUCUGAUCAAGGCCGUAGCCAUUUUAUUUUUUUAGUUUUGUAUAUCAGAGUUUUGCUUUAUCGAAUCAAUAUCUACUCCUAUAAUUUUUGUUCA
Messenger RNA from Salvia hispanica, 4092 nucleotides. The record is from RefSeq and is a predicted model, not a curated record. Lineage: Eukaryota; Viridiplantae; Streptophyta; Magnoliopsida; Lamiales; Lamiaceae.